This is a messenger RNA of Trichoderma aggressivum f. europaeum, 1797 nucleotides long. RefSeq names its product transcriptional regulator family: Fungal Specific TF. The record is from RefSeq and is a predicted model, not a curated record. Lineage: Eukaryota; Fungi; Ascomycota; Sordariomycetes; Hypocreales; Hypocreaceae. Gene Ontology annotation, biological process: positive regulation of transcription by RNA polymerase II. Gene Ontology annotation, molecular function: transcription cis-regulatory region binding; zinc ion binding; DNA-binding transcription factor activity, RNA polymerase II-specific. Gene Ontology annotation, cellular component: nucleus. Bases 1 to 1797 code for a protein of 598 amino acids. The transcript has a single exon.
AUGCAGACCCUAGAGCCGAGCAGCUCCGGAGUGCAGCAGCAGCCUUACCGGGGCCGAGUCCGGAGCGGCUGCCUCACCUGCCGGUCGAGAAAGGUCAAAUGUGACGAGCUCCGGCCCGUUUGUCACAACUGCACGAGGCUGAAGCGGCGCUGCGUCUAUAAGCCGAGGAAGAAUCAGCAGGCCAGUGGUGCGGCACCUCAGACCCCGGAGCAGCUCACGCCGGACCGAUCUGCCGAUGUUGCUGCUACUACGCCGGGGUUGGGACAGACUACAGAGGUGGAACUGGCCUCGCAGCAGUAUCCGAGUCCGUUGUCCGAAGGAAGAGAAAUUGGCUUUUACCAGGGGACCCCGCUUGAUGGCGAGCUCAACAUUGCUGAUGAUACGGCAACGAACCCGUUUCAAUCGCCUGAUAGCUCCAUCGUGGAUAUUACUGCCCGCCUGGAGAAGGCGCUGCGGCAAGACGCAAUCUCCGGCACCGCAGAUAAUGCCGGAUUCGAGCCUGCUUCGCCAACAACAUUGAUAUCCCGUGAUAUAGAGCUCACAACCACCAUCGAUGUUUUGGCUAUUCGCGAGGUGCCCCUGCAGUCGUCGGUGUCAUUCUUUGUUGAGAGCGUCGACUGCCCCGCAAUUGCUCCCUUUGAUGCCGUCAAUUGGCGGCGCAUGAAGGUUCAAGUUGCCCAAGUUGGCAUGAGCAACGAGGCCGUGGCCGAGGCGAUUGUGGCUCUUGCUACGCUUUACAAGGGGCAGAUGUAUGGCUUGCCGCUGUCCAAGGCUAUGUAUCUCUAUCAGUCUGCCAGGUCGAGAUACGAAGAGCUCUUGGCCGAUGGUAAUCAAGAUUUUGACCUUGCCUUGAUCGCAGCGUUUCUUUUGUCUCUAUUCGACAUUGUACAGUAUUACGAAACGGUUCCCCUUCUUAGAGAGCCAAGCGAGAUGUUUCUCACCAGGCUAAGGGCGUGGGCGCAAGACCAACUCCCAUCAAGCCCGCUUACGAUCAGAAUUGUGGCUUGGCUGAGGUUACUUCAUACAACGACAAUUCGCGGCGGAGGUACGGGCUUUGUCUCGGAUGAUGUUUAUGAACUUUUCUCCAGUUGCGGCGAGAGCAUGCCCAACAUUGCUGCGCCGUUGAACGACCCCCCAGACACGUCGACACACAUAUAUGAGAUGCUCACCACCCCGAUAUUCGACUUUUACUUCCAGCUUCAGAUGAUAUCUGGUGAGAUUGCUCAAAUGACCCAUUACCACCGCUCACGCACCACUGGCGUGGACCAAAAAGAUGUCGUCGAACAAAUGGCAGACGUCGGUGCUCGACUGCACACCCUCUGGGAUAAUCGCUGUGCCACCCAGCGCCAAACCCCCGAGGACCUGCGUGCUCACCUUGCGCCAAAGAUUGCCGACCCCAUCAUUGCACUGGUUGGAAUGGCCAAUGCAGCGUACCAUGCGGAGUUUAUCGAAAUCGGUCGCGUCUUGGGAGAUCCCAUUUCCAAAUCUGCAGAAUCAAGACAAGCGAUGCACCAUCUACGCGAAAUCGUUGACGGGGAUUGGAAUGCUCAGGAGGGGGGUAUUUUGAAGACGGGCUAUCUCCGUCCAUUGUUUCUAUAUGCCAUUGAAAGCAUGGACCAAGAGGAGAAUCAGUGGGCUGUGGAGCGGCUGGAGAGGAUCAAGAAUCCCAUCUGCCGGAGCGACUUUUUCGCUGCGUUUGGCAGGGAGCUGUCAGAGGCACAGCUGAGAAAGGAGAGGAGGGUUACGACCAAGUUUUUCUGUAUAUGGUAUUUUGGGGUGCCGCCUCCGUUUUUGUGA